AUGCCUCUUCGGACUAAAGGGUGGUCAAUGUUCCCGGAACACCAUCGCGCAGUAGCGGACCUCUUGAAGAAAGAGAAACUCCAUUUCACUUUUCAACAUGCCGACGAGGAAACCGGCCAUAUCAAAGAUCGCGAUACCAAUGUCAUGGGCCGCUUCGACUGCCCCAAUACAAAAUGCACCCAGAAAGGAUGGUCCAGCAAGAAAAUCGCCGUCUGGGUUCGACUGUACCCUGGUUCGAGGUACAACGCUAGGGUUUAUAAUCAGCGUUGCAAGUCCUGCAACUCUCUGGGUCGGCCAACUCUAGACGACUCUUACGCGGAACGAAUUGCAUACCGUCUGAAGAGGUGGUCUGACAUUAAGCUUGAGCCGCCUCCCUACUCUGGUGGGAACGGAAAACCGCACGAAAGGGAUCUGUGUGAGGGGUGCAAAAACGGUCAUUGUGCAGACGGAGAGCUGGAGGAGAGGAUGGAAUCGUUUCACUUUUAG
Molecule: messenger RNA, 486 nt
Organism: Metarhizium acridum CQMa 102
Lineage: Eukaryota; Fungi; Ascomycota; Sordariomycetes; Hypocreales; Clavicipitaceae
Source: RefSeq, a predicted model, not a curated record